AUGCCUGAAAUCGCUGAAAUCGCCCGUACUGUGCAUUAUGUGCGCAAACACCUCGUCGGCAAAACUAUUGCUUCUUGCACCGCCUUGAACGAUGACAAGGUCUUUGACGCCAAGUAUCAAACUACAGGCCCGCAAUUCGAGAAGCACAUGAUCAACAACACCAUUAAGGACGUCGGCCAGCAGGGCAAGUAUUUCUAUCUCAUCAUGUCGAAGCCACCUCAUCCGGUUCUUCACUUCGGCAUGAGUGGUUGGUUGAAAUAUAAGAACGAACACACCUACUAUUAUCAGCCGAAAGAAGGCGAAACGGAACCCGAAGAGUGGCCAGCAAAGUACUGGAAGUUUCAUCUCGAGACUAAACCCGCCAAGGGUGAGGAGAAGGUCGAGGCCGCAUUCGUUGAUUCUAGACGCUUCGCCCGCAUCAAGCUGGUUGACUGCCCAGGCGACCAGAUCCGACAGCAUAAGCCACUCAGUGAGAAUGGGCCUGACCCGGUCAUCGACAAAGACAAGGUCACUGUCGAGUGGUUGAAGCAAAAGUGUCACAGCAAGAAGGUGCCUAUCAAGGCAAUGUUGCUGGAUCAAGCCAACAUCAGUGGAAUUGGCAACUGGGUCGGAGAUGAAAUUAUGUUCAAUGCAAGAAUGCACCCAGAGCAAUAUGCAAACACCUUGACCGAUGAGCAGAUUGAGCAGCUGCACAAGAGUAUUCACUACGUCUGCGGUACAGCAUGCGAGUUAUUGGCCGACUCGGAAAAAUUUCCAGACGACUGGCUGUUCAAGCAUCGAUGGGGUAAGGGCAAGAAAGACGCAACAAAGACCUUGCCAAGUGGAGAGAAGAUACUGUUCCUUACCGUUGGCGGUCGGACCAGCGCAGUAGUGCCAAGCCUCCAAAAGAAGACUGGCCCUGUGGCGAAAGACAUGGACGAGGCAGAGGACCCGGACGCUGAGCAGGAGGAUGAGAAGCCGAAAAAGACCAAAGGCAAGGGAAAGCUGAAGAACCAACCCGAGAUGAAUGGCACUGCAGCACCAGCGGUCAAUGGCAAGAAGAGGAAGGUCAAGGAGGAGGAAGAUCAGGUCGAGGAGAAGAAGCCGGCGAAGCCAGCAAAAGCUAUGAAGAAGGCCAAGGCGGAUGUUAAGGCAAAGGCUGAAGUCAACGAUGGGAGACGACGAUCAAGUCGACGUAGCAAGGCCUAA
This is a messenger RNA of Cyphellophora europaea CBS 101466, 1188 nucleotides long. RefSeq names its product formamidopyrimidine-DNA glycosylase. Gene Ontology annotation, cellular component: nucleus. NCBI's taxonomy places the organism in Eukaryota, Fungi, Ascomycota, Eurotiomycetes, Chaetothyriales, Cyphellophoraceae. The coding region runs from base 1 to 1188 and encodes 395 amino acids. The record is from RefSeq and is a predicted model, not a curated record. Gene Ontology annotation, biological process: base-excision repair. The transcript has a single exon. Gene Ontology annotation, molecular function: damaged DNA binding; DNA N-glycosylase activity; zinc ion binding.